AUGGCAAGACAGGCACAGGCACAAAAUAGAGCAGAAAAUGGAGAUUGUAGGAUAUCAGUCUACACAAUAGAAAGAGGAGCACAAAGACAAACAGUCAUUAACUAUGCAUCUAAUUCAUCGCCCAAUUCGAAAGAUGAUCUUCCCCCUGCAUAUAGCGAAGCAAUUAAAAUGUCCUUAUUGACUCCUCAACCAAUACAAAAUCCAACUAUCUCGUCGCUGGAAAAUACUCUCCCGAGAAGAAACAGUUCAACGAUCUAA
Molecule: messenger RNA, 258 nt
Organism: Chironomus riparius
Lineage: Eukaryota; Metazoa; Arthropoda; Insecta; Diptera; Chironomidae
Source: the annotation of a GenBank genome assembly